Molecule: messenger RNA, 2708 nt
Organism: Lolium rigidum
Lineage: Eukaryota; Viridiplantae; Streptophyta; Magnoliopsida; Poales; Poaceae
Product: cycloartenol synthase
Exons: 18
Coding region: 16-2298 (760 amino acids)
Biological process (GO): triterpenoid biosynthetic process
Cellular component (GO): lipid droplet
Molecular function (GO): intramolecular transferase activity
Source: RefSeq, a predicted model, not a curated record
CGGCGGCGCUCCGAGAUGUGGCGGCUCAAGAUCGCGGAGGGCGGGGGCGACCCCUGGCUGCGCACCAGGAACGCGCACGUGGGCCGCCAGGUCUGGGAGUUCGACGCCGCCGCCGACGACCCCGACGCCCUCGCCGCCGUCGAGGCCGCGCGCCGGGACUUCGCCGCCGGCAGACACCGCCUCAAGCACAGCGCCGACCGCCUCAUGCGCAUCCAGUUUGCAAAAGAAAAUCCGCUUAAGCUGGAUCUUCCUUCUAUCAAGCUGGAGGAGAAUGAAGAUGUCACUGAGGAAGCCGUGUCGACCUCUUUGAAAAAGGCCAUCAGCAGAUUUUCUACUCUCCAGGCACAUGAUGGACACUGGCCUGGGGAUUAUGGUGGUCCGAUGUUCCUUAUGCCAGGAUUGCUUAUAGCACUAUAUGUGACUGGAGCACUGAACACUGUUUUAUCAUCAGAACAUCAGAAGGAGAUCCGCCGAUAUCUCUAUAAUCACCAGAAUGAUGAUGGAGGUUGGGGAUUGCACAUUGAGGGUCCAAGCACCAUGUUUGGCUCAGCCUUGACCUAUGUUUCCUUGAGAAUACUGGGAGAGGGACCAGAUAGUGGAGAUGGUGCUAUGGAAAAAGGUCGAAACUGGAUUUUAGACCAUGGGGGAGCAACUUAUAUAACAUCAUGGGGAAAGUUUUGGCUUGCGGUACUUGGUGUAUUUGAUUGGUCUGGUAACAAUCCACUGCCACCAGAAAUAUGGAUGUUGUCAUAUCGCCUGCCAAUUCACCCGGGUCGAAUGUGGUGUCACUGCCGAAUGGUGUACCUACCCAUGUGCUACGUUUAUGGAAAGAGAUUUGUCGGCCGAAUUACACCACUUAUAUUGGAACUAAGAAAUGAACUCUACAAAACCCCCUACAGCGAGAUUGAUUGGGACAAUGCUCGUAAUCUUUGUGCUAAGGAAGAUCUGUACUAUCCACAUCCAAUGAUACAGGAUAUAUUAUGGGCCACCCUCCAUAAAUUUGUCGAACCAGUUAUGACGCAUUGGCCAGGAAACAAACUGAGGGAGAAAGCUUUGAACCAUGUCAUGCAGCAUGUUCAUUAUGAAGAUGAGAACACCCGAUACAUUUGCAUUGGUCCUGUGAACAAGGUACUGAAUAUGCUUGCUUGUUGGAUUGAAGAUCCAAAUUCGGAAGCAUUCAAGCUCCAUAUUCCAAGAAUCCAUGAUUACUUGUGGGUUGCUGAAGAUGGCAUGAAGAUGCAGGGUUAUAAUGGCAGCCAGCUCUGGGACACAGCUUUCGCAGUCCAAGCUAUUGCGGCUACUGGCCUCAUUGAUGAGUCCGCUCCCACUCUUAAGCUAGCACAUAACUACAUUAAGAACUCUCAGGUUCUUGACGACUGCCCUGGAGAUCUGAGUUAUUGGUACCGUCACAUAUCUAAAGGCGCAUGGCCUUUUUCUACUGCUGAUCAUGGUUGGCCUAUAUCAGAUUGCACCGCAGAAGGACUAAAGGCUGCAUUAGUGCUAUCAAAGAUUUCUCCAGAAAUUGUGGGUGAACCAGUUGAAGUUAACAGACUUUAUGAUGCCGUCAAUUGUCUUAUGUCUUAUAUGAAUGAUAAUGGUGGCUUUGCAACAUAUGAGCUGACAAGGUCUUAUGCCUGGCUAGAGCUUAUCAACCCUGCCGAGACCUUCGGGGACAUUGUGAUUGAUUACCCGUACGUGGAAUGUACUUCAGCAGCAAUUCAGGCCCUGGCAUCAUUUAAAAAGCUCUAUCCUGGACACCGCAGGAAAGAUGUAGAUUACUGUAUCAACAAAGCUGCUAAUUACAUAGAGAGUAUUCAAAGAAGCGACGGUUCAUGGUAUGGCUCUUGGGCUGUUUGUUUCACCUACGGCACAUGGUUUGGAGUGAAGGCAUUAGUUGCUGCUGGUAGGACGUUUAAGAGUAGUCCUGCAAUCAGGAAGGCAUGUGACUUUCUGAUGUCAAAAGAGCUUUCUUUCGGUGGCUGGGGAGAAAGUUAUUUGUCAUGUCAAGAUCAGGUUUACACCAAUCUUGAAGGCAAGCGAGCUCAUGCAGUCAACACUGGUUGGGCCAUGCUGACCCUAAUUGAUGCAGGACAGGCUGAGAGAGACCCGACACCUCUGCAUCGAGCAGCGAAGGUUUUGAUCAACUUACAAUCAGAGGAUGGGGAAUUUCCUCAACAAGAGAUCAUGGGAGUCUUCAACAAAAACUGCAUGAUCAGUUAUUCUCAGUACAGGGACAUCUUCCCCGUCUGGGCACUCGGAGAGUACCGUUGCCGAGUCUUGGCUGCCGGCAAGAAAUAGUACCACAUUUCUCGGGCCAGAGCAUAUGGCUAUGUGCAUCCCAUCAUUGUGGUUCUAUUUGUUUGGGGUGUACAUGCUAGAACAGUGUAUUUUUGUAAUAAUGUAGCUAUGUUCAGGUUAGAUAUCGGCAUCCCCUUUGUUGAAGAAGUAGAGAAAUAAAUUAGUCUGUACAUCCAAAUCCGGUGAAGGUUACUCUAAAGGGGGUAUGUAUGGAUACUGCCUGUGAAGGGCGUCGGGUUUCUCGGUGCAAUUUGAUCCUGAGAAAGUUUGUACAUCUGAAUCGGGUGAAAAUUACUGCACCUGAAGGGGUAUGUCUACCAGUGAAUGGCAUCAGGUUUCUUGGCGCAGUUCUUGCCCUGUUAAUCUAAGAGUCCGCCACUUUUCUUUUGAAGGAAAGAAGUUACUCCUUA